Molecule: messenger RNA, 1191 nt
Organism: Diaporthe citri
Lineage: Eukaryota; Fungi; Ascomycota; Sordariomycetes; Diaporthales; Diaporthaceae
Exons: 6
Coding region: 1-1191 (396 amino acids)
Biological process (GO): carbohydrate transport; transmembrane transport
Cellular component (GO): membrane
Molecular function (GO): carbohydrate:proton symporter activity
Source: RefSeq, a predicted model, not a curated record
AUGCAGCUCUGGAAGCAUCAAUUGAAGGGAAAGGCCCUCAUAAUUGCGAUCACUGCGGCAUCAUGCCAGGCAUUCCUCCUGCUGGGCUUUGACCAAGGGGUAAUGGCUGGCAUAAUCGGCGCUGACAACCGCUUCGGCCGAGAUUUCGACAAGCCGGGUGCCGUCGGCGGAACUAUCAUGAUUAUUGGGGCGGCGAUCCUGGGGACUUCAUUCACCGUGGCUCAACUGAUUGGGACGGUGACGAUUUUCGGGGUGGUAAUAUCGUACUGGACCGACUAUGCCACCAGCGGUUACUCGUCCUCCUUCCAGUGGCGGUUCCCGCUCUCUUUCCAGGCGGUUUUUGCCGUGCUUCUGAUCGUGCAGGUCGUCGGCCUUCCGGAGACGCCACGAUGGCUUGUAGCCCACGACCGCCACGAAGAGGCCCGAUCAGUCAUCUCGUCCAUCACCGCUCGCUCACUUGACGACGCCGACGUCGGUCGCACCCUCCUUGACAUACAGUCCCAACUGGUGGAGGAGAACAAGGAGGGCCCUUUCCGCAUCAAGGAGCUGUUCACAUGGGGCGAGCUCCAGAACCUCCGGAGGCUGCUGCUGAUCAUCUCGGUGCAGCUGGGGCAACAAUUCAGCGGGUCCAACAUGAUCAAUUACUACCUGCCGGUGAUCCUGACUGACAGCAUGGGCCUUUCCAGAGACCUCUCCUUGGUCCUCGCUGGCUGUGCGCAGUGUGCCUUCCUGGUGGGGUCGGCCAUCCCGGUCUUUCUGAUGGACCGCUAUGGCCGGCGGCCUCUACUCAUGGCCUGCUCUGCAGGGCUGUGCGUUUGCUUCAUCAUGGUUGCCAUCCUGCUGUCAACCGAUGCCACUGGGCCAGCGAUGCAGGCCAUCGCCUCGGGUUGGAACUGGAUGGCAGUCUUUGCGGUCGUCAAGAUCACGCCCAUCGCCUUUGCCAACAUUGGAUGGCGCACUUUUAUUAUUUUCGCCGUGCUGAACGCCUUCUUUGUUCCUAUGGUGUACUUUUUCUACCCGGAGACCAAGGGGCUGGAGCUUGAGGAUAUACCGCUUCUAUUCAAGCAGGGGGGUCUUACUGGCGGCGUAUUUGCAUCGCGAGGCAGAACGGUCACUCCAGGGCAGCAUGCUCUCGACAUGCACAUCGGCCAGAAGGUGGAGAUGGUGGGCGAGUUCGAAGCUACGGCAUAG